AUGGCACCAUUUUACAAUUCAAAAUCAAGUAGAUUUGUGAUGAUAGUUAAGGGUCAAGGUUACUUUGAAAUGGUUUGUCCACAUCUCUCUGAAACUCAACAAAGAGGACAGAGAACACAAGCACAGGAAGAAACAGAACAAGAAGGCGUUCAUUACCAAAGGAUCAGUGCACAACUUCGCCCAAAAACAGCAUUUAUAAUCCCGGCAGGUCAUCCUACCACCAUUGUUGCAUCCAAGAACGAAAACCUACAGAUGGUUGUAUUUGGAAUCAAUGUCCGUGACAAUCAGAAAAACUUCCUUGCAGGGAGGGAGAACGUUAUGAACCAGAUGAGUAGAGAGGCUAAGGAAUUAGGGUUCAACGUGCAAGCAAAAGAGGUGGAAGAAAUCUUUAACAACCAGAAAGAAUCUUUCUUUCUACCAGGGCCUCAGCAACAGCAACAAAAACAUGAUGUUCCUUUGAACUCCAUCUAUGAUUUUGCUGCCGUCUAA
Molecule: messenger RNA, 489 nt
Organism: Papaver somniferum (opium poppy)
Lineage: Eukaryota; Viridiplantae; Streptophyta; Magnoliopsida; Ranunculales; Papaveraceae
Product: vicilin-like antimicrobial peptides 2-2
Exons: 2
Coding region: 1-489 (162 amino acids)
Source: RefSeq, a predicted model, not a curated record